Colossoma macropomum (tambaqui) is the source of this 1820-nucleotide messenger RNA. Its product is annotated as cytosolic sulfotransferase 3-like. Gene Ontology annotation, molecular function: sulfotransferase activity. The record is from RefSeq and is a predicted model, not a curated record. Gene Ontology annotation, biological process: sulfation. The coding region runs from base 369 to 1268 and encodes 299 amino acids. Lineage: Eukaryota; Metazoa; Chordata; Actinopteri; Characiformes; Serrasalmidae. The transcript has 8 exons. Gene Ontology annotation, cellular component: cytoplasm.
ACAGUGGAGAACUCCACCCAAGAAAAAGAGAGUCCUUGAUUAAUCAAUGUUUUUUUGGGAUGUAGUCUAGCAUUCCUGGAUAAAAAUCGAUUAACUGUGUUUUUAAUGUUGCCGUUUUGCAAAACAAGGUAUUUUACAAAGACCUACUCUAAAACAUCACAACAGGUUUGGUGUGUUCCCGUGAACAUUGUAUGUGGGUGGAGGCGUUGUCAAUGUGUCCCAAGGAGGGGCAGGACAUAAUACAUCUGCAACUGGGGUGAUCAGCUGUGCAAGAGUAGUGCAAGAGAAAAGAGUGUCUAUAUAAUAUUUACAGAGGAAGAACCCAAAAAGAAAAAAGACAGGAGGACAAGGACAACACUUCAUCCAUCAUGGAAGGAUUUGAUUUACCUUUGACAGUGAGUCGACCAGAGCUGAUCGAUUUUGAAGGCAUCUCUAUGGUCCAUUACUUCACUGACAACUGGGAGAACCUUCAGAACUUCCAGGCAAGACCAGAUGACAUCCUCAUCGCCACCUAUCCUAAAGCAGGGACCACCUGGGUAUCUUAUAUUUUAGAUCUGCUCUACUUUGGCAGUACAGCUCAAGAGCGUCAGACCUCAUUGCCCAUCUACUUUCGAGUACCUUUUCUUGAAACGGCCUUCCCUGGGAUGCCUUCAGGGGUGGAGCUGGCAGACAAGUUGCCCACCACUCCACGCCUCAUCAAAACUCAUCUUCCCAUUCAGCUGGUGCCCAAAUCCUUCUGGGAACAGAACUGCAGAGUUGUCUAUGUAGCUCGCAAUGCCAAAGACACCGCUGUGUCUUUUUUUCACUUUGACCGGAUGAACAUGUCACAGCCCGAUCCAGGAGACUGGAAUACGUUUCUACAGAAGUUCAUGGAUGGAAAGAAUGUGUUUGGUCCUUGGUACGAUCAUGUGUGUGGAUACUGGGAGAAGAAGCUGACGUACUCAAACAUUCACUACAUGUUCUUUGAGGAUAUGGCGAAGGACACUGGGCGUGAAGUGGAGCAUCUGUGCUCUUUCCUUGGUAUAUCUGCUCCAAUAGAAGAGAGGGAAAGAAUUACAGAAGCCGUUCACUUUGAUGCCAUGAAGCAGAACAAUAUGACCAACUACUCUAAUAUUCCAUUCCUGGACUUCAAGAUCUCACCGUUUAUGCGCAAAGGGAAAGUUGGGGACUGGAAGAACCACUUCACUGUGGCUCAGAAUGAGCAGUUUGAUGAACACUACAAACAGAAGAUGAAGAGCACCACCCUGCAGUUCCGAACACAGAUUUAAGACAUAGUAUCUUUUAUGUUGACUAGGUUUAUUAAGCGCAUUUUCUUGUCUCUAUGUAUUGUUUUCUUUCUAUGUAUUUGUGCUGUUAUUUCAUUUAGACCAGGGUGUCCCAUCUUAUCCACAAAGGACCAGUGUGUUUGCAGGUUUCCAUUCCAAACAAGGAGAAGCUCAAUUGAUUCCCUCUUUGAUCAUGUGUGCUUCUGUUCAGUUGGAGCCACCCGCUGCCAGGCACACUGGAUUUGGGUCUAAUCCAAUUUCACCCCUUGCCCCUACCACUUAGUCCUUAGCCCCUUAGGUUUGUGCGUUUAAGGCUAAGGUUAGGGGUAGGGUAUCCCGAUUUAGAGAUAGAGGGGUAGGGCGAAGUGUUAGGGCUUCAUGGCCCUCCAAAGGAAGGUUUUUCAGAUUCCAAACAGAGUGUUAUGAGAAAAAAAGAAAAACCAGCUGUGCAAGAUGUGAGUAUGUCUCCGUUAAAAAUUACAAUAACAACUGUAUCACCUUAGUUUAAUGUCAUUUCAAUGUAUUAUAAUCCUUUUCUUCAUAACAAGCAUAAAA